AUGAUGGAAAGAUUUUCUAACUAUUCCCCCAGAUAUAGUUAUAAUGCAAUAUUCAGUGAUGUUUGUAAGGCAAGGUUUAACCACUUAGCAAUGAGAUUGUUUGUUAUAUUAGUGAUAAUGGAAGCUUCCAUAUUCACAAUACUGUCAAAAAGUUAUUAUUCUACUUUAGAGAGUCUUUUUCUAUUCUUAAUCAAAUUCAUUUUACUUUAUUUUGCAUCAUUAAGCAUUUCAAUAAUUAGAAAAAAUUAUUUACACGUUCAAUUUAAAGGAUAUUCAAAUGUAAUAACCCAUGUACUUGGUCAAUUAUUUAGUUUGAGAACAAUAGUAUACCAAUUGCUUCACGUAUUUUGUUCUGUUUUAAUAUCAUUAGCAAUUGGUGAAAGUUUUGGUUUAUCCUACUUAUCCGCCAAUUUACUAAAUUAUUAUAGAAUUUACAUCUGGUUUAUUAUUCCUACUAUUUAUACUGUUCAGCAUAGUAUGUUUGAUUUAGAUAGAUUGUCAUUUACUUUUGAAUCUCAAUUCGAACCCCCACAACAGUUUAUUGCACUAAGAAUAUAUAGAAUGAUAGUAAAAUGUUCAAUGUUAACAGUAUCGUUAAUGUUUUUAACACCCAUUAUCUUCUAUUUUUUAGCAGGAAGUUUUUUCAUAGGAUUCCUGCCACAAUUUGAGUUAUAUUUGGUCUCGUUUUUGGUAUUUCUACAUUUUGAAUUCGUGAAUAUUGCAUUUAAUGCUCAUAUGUCAAUUGGAUGUUUACAUAAGGGUAAACCAAUUUCCUCACUUUUACCAACUAAGAUAGAGACCUUAAUUAGCGGUUUAACAUCCAAAAAACAAUUUACCAAACUAACUGCAUUUCAAGAAUUAGCGUAUAGAGCAACAUCUGUUGAUCCAGGUAUACGUACAUCUAUAUAUAACAGCAGACACGGGAAUGUAAAUUUAUGGUCAAAUAUUGUCAAAGAAUGUCUAAAUAACAUAAACGAAUCCAAUCAAAAUGUGAAUGCAUAUCUAAUGUCAGUACAGACAUAUUUAAAUUUGGAUUCAUCAAAAACACCAACUGAAGGAAAACAAAACUUCGUUGAUAUCCAGAAUGAAGACGUAUUAUUUGGUAGCCAUCCUGUAUUAUCUAAAAAUUUGUAUCCAAAUGCAAGCAACAGAAUUCCAGGAUCUAUUAAUGCCGAUGAUAUAAAUUCCAGUAGACUUAACGUUAGAAACGAAAAAAUACUCUUAGGGGGUGGAAGAAGAGUUAUCAAUGCUAACGUUAAUAAAAACCAACCAUUGAACUCCAUUUAUAAAAGAAGGCAUUCAAUAAAUGAACCAAUUUUUACACAUGAGGCAGCAUUCUUUACAAUACUGAAAGUUCUUUUUGACAAGAUAAAAUCAAUAGUUGCAAAAUUUUUCUUUCCAUCAGUUGAAUUGACGCCUACAAAUUUGCAAAGAGUGACAAUACUUGAUACAUGGUUAAUCUCUAAGAAAUGGCAGGCAGAAAAAUUGAUUCCAUUACCUGUUUGUCAUGCUAAUAGUAUCAUAAGUUUAAUGGGGUUAUUGAUGAAUGCUAUAGAUGAAGAUCCAAGAGGAGGUGUUGUAUCGUCAGUUGGGGAAGUUUUGAAGACACUAGAGAGGUCUGUCGGGAUUCUAGGAAAAUUUGUAGACUGGGAUCCAUACAAUUCAACAACAAUAACUCAAACAGAAGAAAAAGAGCCAAAUGCAGUUUCAAUAUUAUAUGAUUUUUCAAUUAGUGCAUUUUUAGAAAUUGUAUUAAAAUACAAUGUAUUACUAAAUGACGUAUAUUUAGAUGAAGAUGUUGUGAAACUAAGUAAAUGGGUUCUAGAUUUAUGCAACUGA
Molecule: messenger RNA, 1839 nt
Organism: Vanderwaltozyma polyspora DSM 70294
Lineage: Eukaryota; Fungi; Ascomycota; Saccharomycetes; Saccharomycetales; Saccharomycetaceae
Product: nucleoporin NDC1
Exons: 1
Coding region: 1-1839 (612 amino acids)
Biological process (GO): spindle pole body localization; nuclear pore organization
Cellular component (GO): nuclear pore transmembrane ring; spindle pole body
Molecular function (GO): spindle pole body-nuclear membrane anchor activity
Source: RefSeq, a predicted model, not a curated record